AGAUUUUCAAAUUUGAAAUAUUUCUCAUGAUUUUGAUGAUUAACCAAGCAACAAUUGAGUUUUGUGACGUGUGUUGAUUUAUAAUUUAAGUCGAUUAAUUAAAUUGCUCCAAAUUAAAGUUAAAAUUUUUGAGUUCAGGAUCAAGUAUAUGAUAAGUAGAAAUGAAUCGUUGGCCUAGUAUUACAUAUUUUAAGCUUACCGAAGCCUUGAUGGCCCGACGACUGGCCAGUAGUAGUUGCGACUCGAAGGAUUCCGGCAAAGAGAAAUCCUGCAAGCAAAAGGAAAAAGAACAGCAGCAAGAGAGUAGUAAGAACAAAAAAGAGAAUUCUAAGAAAAAGAAUAUUUGUGGUCGUGAUGUCCUUAGUACAGCUCCACGCUGUAAGGAUGGUAAAUUUCCAGGAGGCGGCCAAGCUGACAAAGGCUCUAAGAAAAAGCCCGUCGAGAAGGACCAAAAGAAAAAUGGCAGCAGCAAAAGCGGUGGCUGGUUUGGAAAGAAGUAAAGCCAAGACAGAAUACUUCACAGGCAGACUUCUCUAUAUAAGUGAUUGAUCUGAUCCUUACAAAAUUCAUAAUAAAUAUAUAUAUACAUAUAUGCAUGCAAUUCA
Molecule: messenger RNA, 605 nt
Organism: Drosophila willistoni
Lineage: Eukaryota; Metazoa; Arthropoda; Insecta; Diptera; Drosophilidae
Exons: 2
Coding region: 162-500 (112 amino acids)
Source: RefSeq, a predicted model, not a curated record